UGCGCGUCGUCUACAAAGAAAUCCAUCUUCACUCGCAAACAUCUCGCAAUUGACUCUUCCGUCGUCCAACCAUCAGUACAUAAACCCGUGCUAGGCGAUCGUCCUUGUUGAAUUUUGGAUCAACUCAUUUCCACGACCUCUUUUGACUGUCUUCCAUCAACACGGCCGACGUCAUCUGUCGCAACCAUGUCCUACGACGAGAAACGCUACUCUGACCUGAUAUACGACAUCUUACGCCAAAGCGAUCUCGACACCGUCUCGGCAAAGAAGAUUCGUAAUGCUCUGUCAGAAAGACUUGGUUACGAUGUCAGCGAACACAAGAAAGAAAUCAGUCGUCUGAUUGAAUCAUGUUUCGAUAGAGUCACGUCAGAGAACGCGAAUGGUACCAAUGGCGCUUCUCCUUCCCCUUCACCAUCCCCCCAAAAGCGCAAAGAACCCUCUGAUGAAUCAGACAUGUCCGAUGUAGUAGACGACAGGCCGGCAAAAAAGAAGGCACGCAAGCAGGAUGCCGAGGAAGACGAUGCAGCCUACGCAGCACGUUUGCAACGUGAGGAAAACACCAGAGCCAGACCGACCAGAGCAGGCGCAACCAGAAAAGCAGCACCCGUAAAGCGAAAGAAGAAGUCGGCAGCCAAGGUCAAAGACGGUAGUGACGUCGAUACCAAUGGCGAGCCCGUAAAACGUACAGGUGGCUUCCACAAACCCAUGAACCUCUCCGAACCCCUCGCAGCCCUCCUCAACGAAACCCAACUCUCUCGCCCUCAAACAGUGAAGAAGAUCUGGGAAUACGUAAAGUCAAACGAACUCCAAGACCCAGCCGACAAACGCCAGAUCGUUUGCGACGACGCAAUGCGUGCUGUCUUCAAAGUCGAUCGCGUCCACAUGUUCACCAUGAACAAGAUUCUAAAUCAGAACCUGUACGCUGCGGAGGAUGUCGUUGGUCCUACCCCUGCUCCUGCAGCCGAAACUGCUUCCGCACCUGCAACUGCCGCUCCGUCAUCUUCGCCAGAGCCCAAGUUGGAGUCGUCGCCGUAACAAAAGGGCAUUCAAAGGGAUGGUGAAACGACGGGAUAAUGAGAUGAUGAGACACACUUUUUCGCUUUCCAUUGCAUAAACACUUUUUUUCAAUCUUGCUAUAGCGGACUUGGGGCUUUUCACGGGUGGGAAAGGCGCAGCAAAGCAGUCUUUUUUGUUUCUUACCUUGUCAAAAGCGCGUAUAUUCAUUCACACGAUAUAAUACACUCAUGAAGAGACAAAGUUUUCAAGAGCAAACGACAAAAACAGGGACACAUCAAGAAGUGCAACGAUGAUGCACUGAAGCCGGUUCUUGUAUUGUGAGAUGUCAAAAACAUGGGAAGGCAAAGAAAGGAGCCGACGAAUACUAGAGUGUGUACUGUAUAUGCAU
Molecule: messenger RNA, 1405 nt
Organism: Aureobasidium pullulans EXF-150
Lineage: Eukaryota; Fungi; Ascomycota; Dothideomycetes; Dothideales; Saccotheciaceae
Product: SWIB-domain-containing protein
Exons: 3
Coding region: 187-1035 (282 amino acids)
Biological process (GO): transcription initiation at RNA polymerase I promoter; nucleolar large rRNA transcription by RNA polymerase I
Cellular component (GO): RNA polymerase I upstream activating factor complex; nucleus
Molecular function (GO): RNA polymerase I cis-regulatory region sequence-specific DNA binding
Source: RefSeq, a predicted model, not a curated record